Molecule: messenger RNA, 978 nt
Organism: Hibiscus syriacus
Lineage: Eukaryota; Viridiplantae; Streptophyta; Magnoliopsida; Malvales; Malvaceae
Product: aquaporin PIP2-7-like
Exons: 4
Coding region: 36-851 (271 amino acids)
Biological process (GO): transmembrane transport
Cellular component (GO): plasma membrane
Molecular function (GO): water channel activity
Source: RefSeq, a predicted model, not a curated record
AAGAGCCGACACACUAGGAAGAUAGCCUAGCCACCAUGGAAAAUAGCGGCAAGGAUUACGUAGACCCGCCGCCGGCACGGUUGGUGGACAUGGAUGAGCUCAAGAGCUGGUCCUUUUACAGAGCUCUCCUAGCUGAGUUCGUUGCUACACUUUUGUUUCUUUACAUCUUAGUCGCCACUGUUAUCGGUCACAAGAAACAAACAGCCGCUUGCGACGGUGUUGGUCCUCUCGGUAUUGCUUGGGCUGUCGGUGGCAUGAUCUUCGUUCUCGUCUACUGCACCGCCGGCAUCUCUGGCGGUCACAUUAAUCCGGCUGUUACUUUCGGACUGUUCGUUGCCCGGAAGGUUUCGUUGAUUCGAGCAGUGGCGUACAUGGCUGCACAGUGCCUGGGAGCCAUUUGUGGCGCAGGUUUAGCCCAGGCAUUCAUGAGGCACGCGUAUAAUCGGCUAGGGGGCGGUGCCAACACCGUGGCUCCUGGAUACUCAAAUGGCACCGCCUUGGGAGCCGAGAUCAUCGGAACUUUCGUCCUCGUCUACACCGUCUUCUCCGCCACCGAUCCCAAAAGAAGUGCACGUGAUUCUCACGUCCCUGUUUUAGCUCCGUUGCCAAUAGGUUUUGCUGUGUUUGUGGUGCACCUGGCCACCAUUCCCAUCACCGGCACCGGAAUAAACCCGGCUAGGAGCCUCGGUGCCGCCGUGAUCUACAACGAUGAAAAAGCCUGGGAUGAUCAGUGGAUAUUUUGGGUGGGUCCGUUGAUCGGAGCAAUCACCGCGGCGGCAUAUCAUCAAUACAUACUGAGAGCAACGGCCAUCAAGGCUUUGAAAUCGUUCCGCAGCAUCCCCACAAAUUAGAAACGCCAUAGAGGCUAAAUAAGUGCACUUGUUAAAUUAUGUAUGCUGUAACUUUGUAUCAUUACUACUGCCUGAAAUUGUAGUUGUAUGAUUAUUCUUGAAUGGAGUAGGUAUGGGAAUUUGAAUG